AUGCAGGUUGUAUCCAUCUUCACUACAUGUUUCGUCGUCUCCAGCGUACACCCAGAACCUACUCUGGGUAGUACCAAGCUGUGGCCGACUGCUGGUACUGUGGAAAUCGUCUUUGGCGGUGUUGUACUGCAGCCCCAUUGUCAUCAUCCCACUGUCUUGUUCUCUCGCCCAGAGCGGCCAACUAGUCAGCGGUACAGUAGAUUGGCCAUCCUCAAUUCGCUCCACCGCUUUACCCACGCGCAAGGCAGAGCUAAUCAUGAAUCGCUCCACCACCAGCAGCACAAGUUUGAGAGCCGCUACCUUCCUUGGACUGCCCGACGACAUCGCCUCUCGCGCCCUGCAACGCGCACUCCUCCUCCCCCUACUGGCAUUCCCAGCCGUCCUUUGAAUACGCUGGUCGACCGUCAAGGCACCUCCGCGCUUUCCCCGCACCGCACCGCAGACCAUACAAAACCAUACUACCACACAUCCACACAUCCACACAUCCACACCACCACUAUGGCGUGGCAACCCCAGGACGAGCACUUGCGCCAGCUGGCGCACUGCCUCAAAGACACACUCAAUGGCUCUGACCAGAGUGCGCGAGAGAAUGCUGGCAUUAUGCUCAAAUCCGCGAGGGACUCGCCUGAUAUCGACAAAUACCUGGCCUAUGUUCUCUCCAACCGCCAGCCUCCGCCCGCCGUGAAUAUGGACGCCUCUCAGUACUUCCAGGCCCGCUCGGCCGCGGCCGUCAUGCUCAAAAACGACAUCAAGACUACAUACAAGACCAUGGCGGACAGCACAAAGGACUACAUAUGCUCAAUCAUACUCGUUGGACUCCAGGACCAGAGCUCGCAGAUGCGGGGAUAUGCUGGCAAUGUCAUUACCGAGAUUGUCCGACAAGGUGGCAUCAUGGGCUGGCCUCAGAUUCUCUCCGAGUUGAUCAACAUGGCCAGCACCACAGAUGGUAGCGUCUCAGCGCAGGCACAGGAGGGCGCCAUGAACGCUCUCCUCAAAAUCUGCGAGGACAACAGGAAGGCCCUCGACAAGCAGUACCAGGGACAGAAACCCCUGAACUUCCUCUUCCCGAAGCUACUCGAGUUAACGACCAGCCCUUCUGCUCGAGUCCGCGCCGAUGCCCUCGCCAGCAUCAACGUCUUCGUUCCAGAAAAGCCUCAGGCGGUCCUCUCCAACAUCGAGACGCUCAUGCAACAGCUCUUUUCGUUAGCCAGUGAUCCCAGCGAAGACGUCCGGAAACACGUUUGCCGAGCUUUUGUUCAUGUUGCAGACAUUGCACCUCAGGCGAUAAUACCGCACAUGGAAGGCUUGGUAGAUUACAUGGUCACACAACAACGAAAUGUGAAGAAUCAAGAAUUGGCUCUGGAUGCAGCCGAGUUCUGGUUAUGUGUCGGUGAAGAUGAGAACAUGCGCGAGCAUCUCGGGCCCUACUUGGCCAAGAUUGUGCCCGUCCUUCUUUCCAGCAUGGUAUACAGCGAGGACGAGAUUAUGCGACUUGAAGGCGAGGAGGAUGAUUACGACGUCGAAGAUCGAGAAGAAGACAUCAGGCCAGCUUUUGCGUCGACCAAAGCCGGAAGACUGACGACGGGCCCCAAUGGCGAAGUCGCUACGACCACCAAUGGCGCAUCCGAUACCACGCUCGAGAACAUUGAUGACGAUCUCAGCGAAGGAGAGAUUGAAGAUUUCGACGACGAAGACGACGAGUUUGGUGACCCGGAAGAACAGUGGAAUCUGCGCAAGUGUUCUGCCGCGGCAUUGGACGUGCUGGCUUCGGUAUUCCAUGAGGCAGUAUUUGCGGCCACGCUGCCUUAUCUGACAGACAACCUCAACCAUGCCGACUGGCCUAACAGAGAAUCAGCCGUCUUGGCUCUCGGUGCUAUUGCCGAUGGCUGCAUGGAGGUUGUCGAGCCGCAUCUUCCCAUGCUGACACCCUAUCUCAUCACACUGCUGCAAGACCCCAAGCCCGUUGUACGUCAGAUCACAUGCUGGUCGCUCGGACGUUACUCUGGAUGGGCGUCCCAUCUGGACAAGGCUGGGAAGUCACAAUUCUUCGAGCCAGUAAUGGAGGGCAUUCUGUUGAAGAUGCUUGACAAGAAUAAAAAGGUCCAAGAAGCCGCGGCAUCCGCCUUCGCUAACCUCGAAGAGAAGGCCAACACUGAGCUCAAGGACUACUGCGAGGUCAUCAUUCGCCAGUUUGUUCAGUGUUUUGCCAUGUACAAGGACCGCAACAUGUUCAUCCUAUACGACUGCGUACAGACUUUAGCUGAGCAUGUUGGUCCAGCCUUGGCUCGCGACGAUCUCGUCAGCAUGCUUAUGCCCGCGCUCCUGCAGCGAUGGAACAAGGUGUCUGACCAGUCAAGAGAAAUGUUCCCUCUGCUCGAGUGUCUCUCCUACGUGGCGACAGCGCUCGGCAGAAAGUUUGCGCAAUAUGCUGUUGGCAUCUUCACACGAUGUGUAAAGAUCAUCCAGCGCAACCUUGAAGAGGGUGCCAUGGCUGCCGAGAUCAACGGUUUCGAAGCUCCGGACAAGGACUUCCUCGUCACAAGCCUUGACUUGAUCAGCGCGAUAAUUCAGGCAUUGGACAUGCAAGAUAGCGUACAACUGGUUGGGUCCACGUCGCAGUUCUUCCAAUUAUUAGCUGUCUGCAUGAGCGAUCCUAACAACGACGUGCGACAAUCCGCUUAUGCGCUCUUGGGAGACUGUGCAAUAUACGUGUUUGAUCAGCUCCAACCAGGCUUGCCCACGAUACUGGAGAUUCUCAUUGCACAACUCGAGGUUGCCAAGAUUCACCUUGAUGGCGAAGAAACUGGUUACUCAGUGAUCAAUAAUGCCUGCUGGUCAGUUGGAGAGAUUGCUAUGAGGCAGAAGGAAGGUAUGCAGCCUUAUGUCGAGAGGCUACUGCACAAGUUGGGCACGAUUUUGUUUGACGAAAACGUGCCGGAUUCGCUCAACGAAAACGCUGCGAUUGCAUUGGGAAGGCUGGGCCUGGGAUGCUCGCAAUACCUCUCUGUCCAUCUUGCUCAGAUAGCGCCCAACUUCCUCCGCUCCGUCCAAAAGGUCAGCUGGACAGAUGAAAAGUGCCACGCGCUCACCGGCUUCAUGAUGAUCAUGCUAGCCAACCCCGGAGCCAUGGAACAAUCCCUCCUCGAGUUUUUCAGCGAGAUCUCCACGGCCGACUUGAACGUCGUCGGAUCGAGUGUCGGCCAGGCAUUCCGCUCCACCGCCAAACAGGUCAUCCAGACGUACAGAGGCAUGAUCCCCGACUUCGACGCCUUCCUCGGAGGCCUGCCUCCAGACCAACAGGCUUCGUUCCAGCAGUUGUACAGCACCGCCUAA
This is a messenger RNA of Plenodomus lingam JN3, 3333 nucleotides long. The record is from RefSeq and is a predicted model, not a curated record. NCBI's taxonomy places the organism in Eukaryota, Fungi, Ascomycota, Dothideomycetes, Pleosporales, Leptosphaeriaceae.